CUUAACCAAUCUUCACAUUAGUGUGUCAAAUUUCAUGUCUUUCAGGAUUUAGCAUUUUGUUGUAUCAACCAAUUGCAACUGAAAAACAUAAACAAUUUAUUUAAAAUAAAAUUAGAGCUAAGGAAUUAAUGUUGCCAAAAACAUAAUUUUUUUAAUCACAAUAAACUAGAACUUGUUAACAAUAAAUAUUUAUAAUUAAUUUAAUUAAAUAAUAAUACACAAUGCCGGAAAAACAAUGUGUACCUAGUAGCACAUAUGUUUUUAAAGAUGAUGAUUUGCCAUAUGAAGAGGAGAUAUUGAGAAAUCCAUAUUCAGUUAAACACUGGAGUCGUUAUAUUGAUUAUUUAAAAACUUCAAAAAGUCCAAAUUUAAAUAUUGUAUUCGAACGUGCAUUAAAAGAAUUACCAGGAAGUUAUAAAUUAUGGUAUCAAUAUUUAUGUCAUCGUCGUAAACAAUUAAAGACACGUCGUAUUGAUGAUCCUCUUUAUGAUGAUGUCAACAAUGCAUAUGAAAGAGCUUUAGUAUUUAUGCAUAAAAUGCCAAGAAUAUGGAUGGAUUAUUGUUUAUUAAUGACUGAACAAUCAUUGAUAACCAGAACACGUCAUGUAUUUGACAGAGCUCUACGUGCUCUUCCAAUAACUCAGCAUCAUAGAAUUUGGCCACUUUAUCUUGAUUUUGUUAAAUCACAUGAUAUACCAGAAACAGCAGUUAGAGUAUUUAGAAGAUAUUUAAAAUUAGCACCAGAAGAUACUGAGGAUUACAUUGAGUAUCUUAUAUUAAUUGGUAGACUUGAUGAAGCAGCACUAAAAUUAGCCCACAUUGUUAAUCAAGAUGAUUUUGUAUCAAAACAUGGUAAAUCAAAUCAUCAACUUUGGAAUGAAUUAUGUGAUUUAAUAUCUAAAAAUCCAAUGAGAAUAAAAUCAUUAAAUGUUGAUGCUAUUAUUAGAGGUGGUUUAAGACGUUAUACUGAUCAACUUGGACCAUUAUGGAAUUCAUUAGCUGAUUAUUAUAUACGUAGUGGUUUAUUUGAACGUGCACGUGAUAUUUAUGAAGAAGCUAUUCAAACAGUUACAACUGUUAGAGAUUUUGGUCAGGUUUUUGAUGCUUAUGCACAAUUUGAAGAAUUAAGUUUAAAAAAAAGAAUGGAACUAGCUGAAAGUAAACCAACUGAUGAUGAUGACAUUGACAUUGAAUUAAAACUAGCUAGAUUUGAAGAUCUCAUGGAACGAAGAUUGUUGCUGUUAAAUUCAGUUUUACUUAGACAAAAUCCUCAUAAUGUUCAAGAGUGGCAUAAGCGUGUUAAAUUGUAUGAAGGUCAACCACAUGAAAUUAUAAAUACAUAUACAGAAGCUGUACAAACAGUACAACCACAAUUAGCUGUUGGUAAAUUACAUACUCUUUGGGUUGAGUUUGCAAAAUUUUAUGAAGUUAAUGAUCAACUACAAGAUGCAAGAGUUGUAUUUGAAAAAGCAACUCAUGUUGCUUAUAUGAAACCAGAAGAUUUAGCAUCAGUUUGGUGUGAAUGGGCAGAAAUGGAAAUACGUCAUGGUAAUUGUAUUGAUGCAUUAAAAUUAAUGCAUCGUGCAACAGCAAUGCCUUCAAGAAAAGUUGCUUAUCAUGAUGAUGCUGAAACUGUUCAAAUGCGUCUUUAUAAAUCUCUUAAAGUUUGGUCAAUGUAUGCUGAUUUAGAAGAAAGUUUUGGCACAUUUCAGACAUGUAAAGCUGUUUAUGAUAAAAUUAUUGAUCUUAAAAUUGCAACGCCACAAAUUAUCAUUAAUUAUGGAUUAUUUUUGGAAGAAAAUAAUUACUUUGAGGAAGCAUUUAGAGCAUAUGAAAAAGGUGUUAGUCUAUUUCAUUGGCCAAAUGUUUAUGACAUUUGGAAUACAUAUUUGACUAAAUUUCUUAAUAGAUAUGGUGGUAGUAAAUUGGAAAGAACAAGAGAUUUAUUUGAACAGUGUCUUGAAAAAUGUCCAGCAAAAUAUGCAAAAGCAUUAUAUCUUCUUUAUGCAAAAUUAGAAGAAGAACAUGGUUUAUCACGUCAUGCAAUGACUGUUUAUGAACGUGCAACAAAUGCUGUGCUACCAGAAGAAAAAUUCGAAAUGUUUAAUAUAUAUAUUACAAAAGCUGCUGGUAUACAUGGUGUACCAAAAACAAGAGAAAUAUAUGAAAAAGCAAUUGAAGUACUUGAUGAUGAAAAAACAAGAGAAAUGUGUCUUAGAUUUGCUGAAAUGGAAACAAAACUUGGUGAAAUUGAUAGAGCAAGAGCAAUUUAUGCUCAUUGUAGUCAAAUAUGUGAUCCAAGAGUUACUGCUAAUUUCUGGCAAGUAUGGAAAGAAUUUGAAGUACGUCAUGGUAAUGAAGAUACAGUAAGAGAAAUGUUAAGAAUAAAACGUAGUGUAGGAGCAAUGUAUAAUACACAUGUUGACAUGAUGACUGCACAAAUAAUAAACAGUACAACAACAAAUCAAGAUGCACCAGAUGCAAUGACACUUCUUGAUAGUAGAGCAGCACCAAUUGAGCCAACGCAAACAUCUGCAUUAAAAAGAAACAUCAGUUUUGUCAGAGGUGUUACUGAAGGUGGUACGACAAAAGAUGGCCAAGUUAUUAAUCCAGAUGAAUUGCAAAUUGACAUGGAUGAUGACGAUGAUGAUGAUGACGCUGAAGCUGAAGAUGAUGAAGAACUUCCAAUUGAAAAACAAACAAUUCCAUCAAAAGUUUUUGGUGGUCUUAAACUACCAGAACCACAAGAAAAUACAGAAGAAAAUUAAUUUAUAUAUACAAUGUAUAUAUACAUAUAUCAAUUUAAUAAAUAAGUUUUCCUUUUUAAAUAAUUAAA
Aphidius gifuensis is the source of this 2836-nucleotide messenger RNA. It is a transcript of the gene fand, whose product is annotated as pre-mRNA-splicing factor syf1 homolog. Bases 222 to 2768 code for a protein of 848 amino acids. Gene Ontology annotation, cellular component: U2-type catalytic step 2 spliceosome; post-mRNA release spliceosomal complex; Prp19 complex. The record is from RefSeq and is a predicted model, not a curated record. Gene Ontology annotation, biological process: mRNA splicing, via spliceosome; generation of catalytic spliceosome for first transesterification step. Gene Ontology annotation, molecular function: protein binding. Lineage: Eukaryota; Metazoa; Arthropoda; Insecta; Hymenoptera; Braconidae. The transcript has 3 exons.